Molecule: messenger RNA, 1539 nt
Organism: Papilio polytes (common Mormon)
Lineage: Eukaryota; Metazoa; Arthropoda; Insecta; Lepidoptera; Papilionidae
Product: zinc finger protein 674
Exons: 8
Coding region: 146-1339 (397 amino acids)
Biological process (GO): regulation of transcription by RNA polymerase II
Molecular function (GO): DNA-binding transcription factor activity; RNA polymerase II cis-regulatory region sequence-specific DNA binding
Source: RefSeq, a predicted model, not a curated record
GGUUAUCCUUGUUUUUAGUUAUUAUUUCACUAUGUGUUUAAUUUAUAGGCAGGUUUAGCGCACUAGCAUUAAAGGCUGAAUUAGUGGUUUUUUAGGUUAAUUCUUGAAUAAAUAACAUCAGCAAGUUCCAGCAGAUGUUGAAGAUAUGGAGAACGACGAUGACAUGAUAGUUGUUAUAGUCGGAGAUGAAGAUGAAUAUGCAAACACAUCUUUUAUAAAGAAAGAAGUGGAAGACGAGGAUCCUAAAUAUGUUAUAGAAGAUUUAAUAGGGGCUGCGCAAACUUUCGGUGAAGAGGUAUCUCUAGAGGACAUUUUAAUAAAAGAAGAACCACAUGAUUAUGAAUAUUUAGAUGAAAAUAAUAUAAAGACUGAAGUAGACUUUGAAUGUGACAAUGAUAGGGACUUUAAUCCAGAAAAUGAUGGACACAAUUUCCCUGAUGAUGAUACCGACUACGUCCCAGAGGAUGAUGAAGAGGAUGCAGUUGAUGAAGUCAGUGAUAUAGAACCUAAAAAGAAGAGAAGAUAUACAAUGAUAAAGCCGUGGCAGCAGAAAUCUUUUGUGAAUGAACUUAGACAACAGUAUCCUGAGUUAGUUAAUAAAAAGAAGUUAAUAAAAACUUUAGCAGGGAUAAUGAAGACAGUCAAACCUCCUCCUCCACCUUUGGACUAUUAUAUUUUAAAUGGUAUAAUGUUAGAAUGUCUGUAUUGCCAUCGGUUGUCGGAGACAAUCCCGGCGGCCGCUCGCCACUACCAGGAGAAGCAUGGUCCUCGCUACCUCAUCUGCUAUGCUUGUGGUGCUGACUUUAGAAGUACAACGAACUUGUACAAGCAUGAGAAGCGCUGCAACGCGGGCGACGCGGGCGCAGUGCUGCAGGCUCGCGCGCUCUGCCUCGGCCGCUGCGGCGCGCCGCCCCCGCUCCGCGCGCCGCCGCCGCCGCCACACAAUGUGGGCAGGUACUCGUGCGAGCAGUGCUCGGCGCAGUUCGCGACGCGCAGCACGCUGCAGUCGCACCAGUACAUGCACCUCGGCCUGCGCCCCUUCCGCUGCCGCGUCUGCCCCGCGCAGUACACCUCGCGCUCCGCACUCUCCCGGCACGUGCAGAAGCACAGCGGCGCGCGCUGGCGCUGCGGGCACUGCGCCUGCCACCUCUGCCCCAAGAGGUUUCGCAGAAAGUCCGUCCUCAAGGAGCAUAUGAAGAAAGUACACGGAAUGGAUUUAAUAACAAGAAAGAUGUUCUUCAAAACCCUACCAAAGCUAACAGAGACGCAGCUGAGGCACGCCAAAGUUGUACUUAAGAGCGAGGAGGCGCUGCUGCGUGACGUCACACCGCUCGCGUGACGUCACACCGCUAAAGUAUACACCAUCUCAAAUAUGUUGCCGGCUCGGGGACAGGUGUAGUUUAUGAAAUGCUAUAGGUUUUGCCCGGUUUUGUAAAUAUCGACGAAAAUACUGAUCUGCAAAUGGAUAGGUAUUUGGAAGUGUUUGUAAGACAAUAAAUUAUUUUAUGUUACAUUUUUUAUUAAAUUAUUACAAUGCAA